Clonostachys solani is the source of this 420-nucleotide messenger RNA. The record is from the annotation of a GenBank genome assembly. NCBI's taxonomy places the organism in Eukaryota, Fungi, Ascomycota, Sordariomycetes, Hypocreales, Bionectriaceae.
AUGGGACAAACUUGCAGCCUGUAUUCGCAGAUUGAAAUCAACGCUUCCCCGGAGAUAGUGCGAUCAGUGCUGCUCGACUUUGAGCGCCACAAGAACUGGCAUGCCACAUAUGUAUUCAAAUGCUUGGAUCCGAAAAUAAAGCCCAUCGACCUCAAGCCCGGAGACAAGCUGGACAUGGAGAUCAGAGGUUACACACUCAUGGGCUGCCCGUAUCCCUUUCGUUUUCAGCCCACGCUACGGGAGACCCCCGGCGGUACGACAUUCAUCCAGAGCGAGGAAUUCACCGGGCUGUUUGCCUUCCUCGUCGGCCAAAUCUGGGCAUUCGGGAGGCAGAGCCUGGGGCAUUUCCGAGUGCUCAGCCAGGACUUGAAAACGGCCGCUGAGCAACAGGCUAAUGGAUUCGGUGCCGGGAUUUACUGA